Phytophthora sojae is the source of this 2094-nucleotide messenger RNA. RefSeq lists its product as hypothetical. Gene Ontology annotation, cellular component: cytoplasm. Bases 1 to 2094 code for a protein of 697 amino acids. Gene Ontology annotation, biological process: cellular response to unfolded protein; protein refolding. The record is from RefSeq and is a predicted model, not a curated record. NCBI's taxonomy places the organism in Eukaryota, Oomycota, Peronosporomycetes, Peronosporales, Peronosporaceae. Gene Ontology annotation, molecular function: ATP hydrolysis activity; ATP-dependent protein folding chaperone; heat shock protein binding. The transcript has 2 exons.
AUGUCGGGCGUCAGCGUUGGUAGCCGCAAAGGCGCAAGUCCCCAUGAUUUGGCUGCAGGAAGUGACAAUGAGGGCACGCCUCCAUCCGACGAAGCUUCUGAGCCCACUGGCUGCACCAUCGGCAUUGACUUCGGCCGUACAAAGUGCGAAGCUGCUGUUGUCGCUGAGGACGGGAGUGCAGCGUUGAUUCCAUUGGAGUUGCUAGCCCCAGAAAAGUGUUUCUCGCUGCCCAGCUACGUGUCCAUGGGGGCCACUGGUGAGUGGGAAGUCGGGUUGCAAGCGGUGAGUCGUGCUAAGGCUGGACACCCGUACACCGUGUACGACUUGACCAUGCUACUUGGCAAAAAGUUGGACGCGCUACGACAGCGAGACGUUGAGCGCUGGGCGUUCAUUCUCCGUUCCGGUGUUGCUGACAAAGCUGUGGUAGAAUGCCCCACCAAGAGCAAUACCCCUGAUCUGGCGUACCCUGAGCAACUCGUUUCCAAGCUUCUGUCCACGAUCAAGCAACGUGCCGAGGUCUUCACUGGAAAGCGCGUCACUGGUGCCGUAUUGAGCGUUCCAGCAGCGUACAACCGCACGCAGCGUCAGGCUCUUCGGGAUGCGUGCAGUAUUGCUGGGAUCCCUGUCGAGAAACUCGUGAUAUCGUCAUCGGCAUCUGCUGUUGCCCACGCAGACUCACUCACAGACGCAAACAGUAGCGAGAAGAUGGCGCUGGUAGUGGACUGCGGCGGUGGGAGUUUAGACGUUACUUUGGCUCGAGUUCGUGCAAAUGCGGCCGAGGACUCAUCUACGGGGAUCGAAAUUCAAGUUGAAGCGACAGCGGGUGAUCUCGAAACGGGAGGCGAAGCUCUCACCGAUCAGCUCUUCGACCAUUUCUACCAAGAAGCCAAGGCGUCCGACACGUCCACGAAGACAUCAAGCCCAGCAUUCUCCCGCCGUCUUCGACGUGCCUGUGUCUUGGCGCAGCGAAUCCUCUCCACAUCGCAACAAGCAGCAAUUGAUCUCCCGCCUUGGCUGCUUCGACGUGGAGCUCGCGGGUCAGGAUCAGCCACUGGAGCGGUCGCGGGGUUUAGUAGCAGCAUCUCGCGAGCAGAUUUUGAGACCUUGUGUGGAACAGAGCGAUGGAGUCGUCUACCAGAUACCGUCGACCAAGUUCUGGCGAGAGCGAAGGUGCCGAAAUUCCGUGAAGUGCUUGGAGACUGCUUCGCGGAGCACUGGAGCCGUAUCGUGGACCUACCCAAACACACUGUCGCAGUCGGAGCGGCCUUGAUCGCAGCUCAGAACGGUCGACACUCGUUGCUCUACGAGCCCACACCGUUGGCACUAGGUAUCCGCAGUGCCAGUGGAGACACACUGGUUGUGGUACCGCCCAGUACCCCGCUGCCAACGCGACAAUCGCGAGUCUACUACGCCAGUUGCCAGAGCGAGAUCACGUUCGACAUCCUGGAAGGCUUGGAGCAACAAGCGAACCAUAGUCCCGGAAACACCAGCAGCUUAGAGCAUUGCAUGGGUUCCGUGCCUAUCGACAAGACUCGUGCAUCUGCUCCGUUGAUAUUGAGGCUUGAGAUCGUGUUCGAGGUGGACGUGACCGACCGCUUGGCGGUUGUGGUCUCGGACAACUCAAAUAAUCGCACGACGCGGUUGGUCGUAGCUGGGGAUGAAACGUGUCUCUCACCUGAGGCCAUUGCACUGGCAAAAGCUCAUCUGAGUGAAACUCUGAAGAACUCUGGCGACGUGGAAAACGAAUCCAAACCCGCACCUCCGUCGUUGGCGUUGACAAUUUCUCCACAAAGUCUCGCACCUGUUGAAGCUUGUCCAAUUGACUCCCUGCGCUCCUGCGUAGCUGCGUUGGCACCUAUGGUGCAGACCAACCGCCCCAGCGUCUGCAUUCCACCUGGAGACGUGUUCAUCCUGCGUUCAAGAGUUGAACACGCGAGCGCGUGGCUAGCUCAAGUCGAUUCGAACGCGCUCAAUACCGACCAGCAACGACACAUGGCGCGCGAAUAUCUCCGUCAAAUCCGCGUGCUCCACCUCUCGAGCACUGCCAGCAGCGCCUUCUCUCAACUGCGUCAGGAACUGGACCUGCUCAACUAA